GGCUGGUCGCUGAUUGGUGGACAGAGUCGGUCCGGAUGAACUAUAGAGUGGCAGAUGAGCCGGUAGAGCUUCAUUAAACGAACCAGCAGCGGCGGAGAGAAGCUUUACAGGAGACGAUAAAGGUGUCGAAAGGUGGACAACUUUACGGUACAUUUGUUGGACUAUACUGGAACACAACGACGAGACACUGAAAACGCGUACCGCGCAGUUUUAAAGCUAUAAAUCACCGUUAAACUACCUGUUAGGGCAAUUUUGAUCCGUUGUUGUGAAGUACCAAGAAGAACAGCCAUGCUCAGCCUGUGCCUCGUGUUGAUGUUGUCUGCCGCCUCCGUGCUCUCAGAGUCGCAGGUGAGGGAGACGGAGACAUGGAUGCCCAUGAAGACCUCAGAGGCAGUUGGCAUGUCGACACGCGGCGGCGACCUGGAGGCGUCCGGACACUCCCCAACCGGCUCAGACUUCGGCUUCACAGAUGACGGCGAUGACGAUUACUUGUAUGAUGAUGAUGAAGACUACGAGGAGUUCUCUGGAUCUGGUGACAGAGAAACGAGCAUGCCCACUGAGCCCACGACAUCAGUUAAGCCUGACAUAAAUGACAAUAAGAUCCCUGAGCCAGAGCGCCCGGUGCGGCCAACUGUCAACGAGGUGGAAAUUGUCAAGAACAGUAACCAGAUCCCCCACCUGAGGAAUGAGAAUCCCGGAGAUGACCAGCUAUCCAAUGUCCUCAUGUCCCACACUGGCGAGGAUAGCAUCUUGAGCAAGACGGAGUUCCUUGCAGCUCUGAUUGCAGCCCUCGCCGUCGGCCUGAUGUUUGCUGUUCUUCUCAUCCUCUUCCUCAUCUACCGCAUGAAGAAGAAGGAUGAGGGCAGCUACGAUUUGUCGAAGAAGCCCAUCUACAAGAAGGCCCCCACCACGGAGAUCUACGCAUAGACCCUGAUCUCCUCCCGCUCUUCCACCUCCACUCACAACCACACAAACACACACGUAGUCCCUUAAAAAUGCAAGGGUCUGGCCUCACCGUGCCUCAUCAUACCUCCUCCUCACUUUCCUCCAGUGGAGUGAUGUUGGGUAAAUCAGGAGAGAAGUCCCAACAAUACAAUCGAUUAACUGAUUCCUCCUCCCUGAUGUGCAUUGAUUUACUGGUGCUCUCUGAACCAGUUGGAGACUUUGCUUUGGUCUUCUCAGAAAAAGAAAAGGAGCAACAGGAGUGGACGAUCUCAGCUGCCACCAACACGUUUUCUCUCCAACAGAACAGGACUCUUCACCUCUUUCCUUUAAAAACACUAAAACGGUACUUUAAUGGUCCAGUUAUUUAUUCUCUCCUCUGAAUCUGCAGCUUCUAAAGACUUUGAAGAGGGUUUUUUUUAUUUUUAUUUUUUUUUAUAAUUAUUAUUUUAAAGAAAUGCCAUGAUCAGAAAAACAAAGUUGAAACUGGUUUUAAUCUGAAAGUUGUGCCUCAGUUUUCUGCUGACUUUAACGAAUUCAAACCCUGUAUAGAAGUGUUGUUUGUGCACUGUACAAUGAACCAGUUCAUGUUCUGUAAAUCUUCAGACGCAACAGAGUUCAUUAAAAUGACCUUAAAGUACUUUUUUUUUUUUUUUUUUUUUUUUGUCCCCCUCUUUAAACCUCCUGGUAUGUUUGGCUUCUCCUCAGCACGUAGCACCAGAUAAGUGAGUCAGACUAAUCCCUGAAAGGAAUUUGUCCAUGCUGGAUGACCCAGGUCACCUAUGAGCACACUGUGCACCUCCGCGGCGAGGAGUUGUUUUACCGCUAUAAUCCACAUUGUGCCUAGAGUCAAAACAGUGAACUCAGUCAUUUUGUGAUGUUCCCUCAUUCGCUUUCCUGCAGAGAGUUCGAGGUUAAGACGUCAUAUCCGAGCUGUUAAUAUGAAGCCAGCAGCUUCAUGUGGUUAGUUUAGCUUACAACGUGAAAGCAGAGGGAAGCUCACCAGGCUCCAAGCUAACAAAACACACCUGUCACCUUUAAAGACUGUAAUGAGACGCGAUGUCAAAAUGUGGGAAAUAAAAGGGCUGCAAACCAACUUUUUAAGCAUUGUCAGUUUGACGUUUCCCAGCUAAUGUUACACUGAUGUUACAUUUUGGGAUUUUUUUUUUUUUUUUUUUUUUUUUUUGCAUGAAAACUGAAAUUUCCUCAUUGAUGGUGAAUAGUCUAACAAAUUAUUUCUUUUUGUUAAAUGAAGAUUAAGGAGAACUCAUGCUCUUCAGUUAUUCUGUUAGCUCGGGCUAGCUGCUUCUGCACCUGCCUUUGUGCUAAGCUAGGCUAACUGUAGGCUUAUAUUUACGAGACAUGAGUGGAUUAUCUGACCUAAAACCACAUUUGCCAAGUUCAAACUUUUAAUUCCUUCAGUUGUUUCAGCAUCGAGGUGCUAAUCAGUGUAAACUUUGAGCUCUGCAGAAACUGCUCAUUUCCAGUAAUUUAUAUAUAUAAUUUUUUAUUUUUUAAAAAUCAUGGGGUUCAUGCUUUUCUCAAUAAGCUACACCGACUGUUUGCUGUUUAUUUUUUAUGUUUUCAAUCACAGUUCUCUGAGCAAAUGCUGAAGCCGAUCUGAUGCUCAUGUUUCUGGGCUGCAGACGCAGCCUGCAGGCUGGUCUACCAAGGAUUUGUACAUAGUCAUAUAAAAAUAAAAAAAAUGUAUAUUAACUUGGUACUCAGCUGUGUUCUGGCAACAGAAAUAUCUACCAAAUAUUUAAAUGCCAAAUUGUUAUUUUUCUCUUGUUUUCCUCGCAGUAACCUUCAUGUGAUUUACUGUAAAUGUAAGUUUUGAUACUACCGAUGCUAAUACUAACUCCUCUAAUGUCCUCCAGUAUUUUAUUAUCCCACCAGUAGAUCAGCUUGUUCCCCUCUGUUAUGUUUUAUUAAUUUAACUGUCAAAUUAUUUUAUUGCCUUCUUUCAGGUUUGGGUGUUUUGCCCUUAAGCUGUUGUAUAUGUGAUUUUUUUGAAAAGUUUUAUAUACACUAGUUUCAGAUUUUCAGAGGCAAAUAGUUUUGAAACUUUCUGUGUUAAUUUUGUAAGAAUGUUUAUCUUUUAGAUUUUUUUUUUUUUUUUGCAUUUGUAUUUAUGGUGUUUUUUUGUGUAGGACUGAUUAUGUGGUUGUUGUACAUCUCGUCAUUCAGGGGAUGUUGUGUCAAUGAGCCAUGUUGUUGUCAGCAGACCUCGGGUUGAUUAUUAGUUACUUAUUACUUACAUAGUUUGGGACAUUUCAUGCUUCAAAAAUGUUACAGUUACAAAAAUGUCUGGAUUCUUGUUAAAGGCCUGAUAAUCAGGAAAAUACUGCUGCCCGUGUCCUUCAGUGUGCCGGGACGAGUGAGCUGACCUCAAACCCAGGCGGAGGAAUAAAUCUGAUUAGAUUACAUGAGAGGAAAAAACUUUUUCAAAAAGCAGCUGGUGGUCGGCCCGGGUCUGGUGCGGCAAACAUGGGAGGGUAUGUUCUGCUGCUUAAUGUCACAAAUACCACACGUGAAUCAUCAGUGAAGCCAAUGAAUCAUUGGUUUCUGAAUGCUGGUUCUGAUUUAUUGAAAAUAAAGCUAUUUUUAUGCACAUUAACAUUUUA
This is a messenger RNA of Archocentrus centrarchus (flier cichlid), 3569 nucleotides long. RefSeq names its product syndecan 4 (gene sdc4). The transcript has 5 exons. Gene Ontology annotation, biological process: cell migration. Lineage: Eukaryota; Metazoa; Chordata; Actinopteri; Cichliformes; Cichlidae. The record is from RefSeq and is a predicted model, not a curated record. Bases 289 to 927 code for a protein of 212 amino acids. Gene Ontology annotation, cellular component: cell surface; membrane.